Fusarium musae is the source of this 2352-nucleotide messenger RNA. RefSeq lists its product as uncharacterized. Gene Ontology annotation, cellular component: anaphase-promoting complex. Gene Ontology annotation, biological process: anaphase-promoting complex-dependent catabolic process; protein K11-linked ubiquitination; positive regulation of mitotic metaphase/anaphase transition. NCBI's taxonomy places the organism in Eukaryota, Fungi, Ascomycota, Sordariomycetes, Hypocreales, Nectriaceae. Gene Ontology annotation, molecular function: protein binding. The transcript is spliced from 3 exons. The record is from RefSeq and is a predicted model, not a curated record. Bases 1 to 2352 code for a protein of 783 amino acids.
AUGGCUCGCUAUCUCAACCCGGCCAAGAUUGGCCUUCUCGCUCUCAUAGAGCUCUAUGUUGAAGGAGCUGUCCCAAGUGAUGCUAUCCUUCCUGUGCUCUCCUUUGUCACCUCUCAUCUCAUGGAUUAUUGCUCACCAAAAUCAUCCGCCGACCAGUCCGAAAGAUGGAGCAAGGCAGAGAAAACCGUCAGCCUCGUCAUAAGCAUCAAAGAGUUUGAGAAGCUUCUUGGGAGCUACCCCUUUCUCAUGGGCAUGCCCGGACGGAGGUUAUGGGAUCAGUUCUUGGGCAAACUAUGGGAUAUCAACUCAUUGGAUGCACUGCACAACUUUUUCGACAAUCUAUCCGGUUUGUUGGCCAAAACCAAGGAGGAACGUAAGAGAUUGGCUGAGUUGGGCCAGCCAGUGGAAGAGGAAGAAGGCAUCAGGCUCUCCGCCAACUCUCCCUUUGGGGCUUUUGUGCGCAGAUCGCGUCUUGAGUACCAGCGAUUACGCUUCCACGACUGUACAGAGCUAUGGAAACAAUUUGUCCGAUAUCGACAACCAACAGCCCCUUAUCUCAAGCGCAAGGUUCCAGGCUUCGGACGGCUGAGUUUCGACAAUGUUCUCUUGGUGGGCGAGCAGGAAGAUUGGGACCUCAAGAACGUUAUGGACUUGGCCUCUGUGGCGUAUGGUGAUAUGCUCACGGGAGACCAAAGUGGAUCGCUUCCCGUGAGCACAGAUGACAUCGAGAGUCUCCUGGAGUUCCAAAUCGAGCAGAUGCAGAGUCAGAUACCCCUCGAAAUCCGUCAUCAGUUUCAUGAUCUACUCAACGACAGCUAUCUCAUUCCAAGUCUCACACACUAUCUCAAAUUCCUCGAUGCAUGGAGAGCUGGAGACUAUCCCACCGCAUUUGAUUAUUUGCACCGUUACUUUGACUACACCAUGCAGAACAGAGAUCGCCUGUUCUACCAAUACGCUUUGAUGAACUUGGCUGUUUUGCAAGCCGACUUCGGUUGUUACAAAGAAGCUGUAGCAGCCAUGCUUGAAACCGUGUCGACAGCGAGAGAGAACCGAGACAUGACUUGCCUCAACUUUGCCUUGAACUGGCUCUUCCACUUCGGCCGUGCCCAUCCUGAUCUCGUCCAGGAUUUGGAAUCGAAUAGCCUGCUCGGUACUGGCAAAGAAAGCUUGGCCUUUCUCCGUGUUAAGGCCAGAGAGACAGGCAUGUUCACGCUUUGGAGCUCAGUUCUCCUCAGCGAAGCAAAGCUCGGACUAUUGAACGGUGACAGCGUGGCUACGGCUUUUGAGUCAAUCGUGCGAAGCUCUCACAUCAUCGUAGAGAGGAAUAUGAACAACAUGUUUGGGACACACCUUUCACUCGCUUCAGCUCUCUGGGACAGGCUUGGCCUCUCGACCCUAUCGUCAGCAACCUGCGAGGUAUUCCUGAAAUGCCACGCCCGCAAUGCCAUUUUUGAUGAUGAACUGAAGUUGACUUGCCGACUCGCUCUACUACUCACUUCAAGGGGAAAAUACGACGAUGCAAUGGCUAAAUUGGAAAGCCUGGAGGAUAACUCACUGAGAUCCUGGAAGCCCAGCCAGUACUGGCACAAGUGCCGAGGUGUCAUCAAGUUGAAAAGAGACUUACAUCACAACAAUCUCGAAGGAGCUGAACGGCUUCUAUCUCAGAUCCUCCAAUCAAAGAUGGAUGAUCUAGAACCUGACAUGGCGUUCUUGGUAGACACCCUCCACAUUGACUAUCUUACUCGUCGUGGAGAUCUUCAAGCAGCGUUUGCAAAAGUCGACAGCAUGAUGUCGCAGUUAGAAAAUGAGAAGAAGGAUGUGGUACUCAAGGUCAAACUCUUACUCCUCAAAGCCUCUCUUCUUGAUAAGUGUGGCCGGCCACAGAGAGGGUUCACGACAGCAAUGCGGGCAGCGAGCAUAUCGUGGGGAGCUCGUCUGAUACCCUGCCUCUGGCAAGCCAUCGGCUGCGUGUCGAAUAUUCUGGUCUCUUUGAAGGAAUUUGAAGCAGCCUCUCAGCUCUUGUUGGCUAUCUUACCCCGUUCUCUCGAGUGCGAGACUGAGAGUCUGACAGCCCAGCUCUACAGCUACCUCGCUGACGCCAACAUGGGACUUGCUGGUAAAUGCGAACCCAAGUCAGCCAAACGAUCGGAAUACAUGACGAAAGCUCUCGCGGCAGUGCAAAAGUCUUUUGAUCAUUACUCAAGUGUCGAGGACAUGAACAUGCAAUGCCAAAUGAUGGCAAAGAAGGCGAUGAUCAUGAAGCUGACUGGGGAUAUGGUUCUGGCUGCAGAUUACACUGCAGCGUAUGUGUCAUUGCGAAAAACUGCUGAAUCACUCAGUCUUGACGGGUAG